UCAUCGGUAGUACCCGGAUUUACCCGUGGGGAAAUUAGCUACGUCAUUGUUCACAGACUGAAUACAACUGGAAAUAAUAAAUGGAUUUACACGUCUAAUAAUACAUUUAUAAAAAAUUACAGCAAUGAACAAUGACCAUAGUUGACAGAUCUUCAGAGAAAUCUGACCUCGAGUCAGUCGGGUGCAAGCGCUCUGGAUCGCUGACCUUUCCCGGUGGUGACGGGAACGGGAUGGACAGUGGCUGCUCCAGCUGGGGGGCGGGGGGCCCCUCGUCCUCCGACACCCCCAGGGUGAAGACAGGGGGCUGCAUGGGCCCCACCCCUGGAGCCACUGUCUACAGCAGCAGUGCUGCCAUCACCUCAGACAGGGCCAAGGAGCAAGUGGUGCUGACCAGUGGGGACGGCAUCGCACUGCCCCAGAAGGUGCUGUUCCCGGCCGAGCGGCUCAGCCUGAAGUGGAACCAGGUCCACCGCAUCGGAUCAGGUCUCCAGAACCUGGGCAACACCUGCUUCCUCAACUCGGCUCUGCAGUGUCUCACCUACACAGCUCCCCUCACUAACUACAUGCUGUCCCGGGAGCACUCUAAAACAUGUCACGAGCCUGGGUUCUGUAUGAUGUGCACCAUGCAGAAUCACAUCACCCAGGUCUUCGCCAACUCUGGGAAUGUCAUCAAGCCCAUCGGAGUCCUCAAUGAGCUCAAACGGAUUGCAAAGCAUUUCCGCUUUGGCAGCCAAGAGGACGCCCAUGAGUUCCUGCGGUACACAGUGGACGCUAUGCAAAAGUCCUGCCUGCCUCUAAACAAAUUGGACAGGCAAACGCAGGCAACCAGUUUCAUCCAUCAAGUCUUUGGAGGGUAUCUACGGUCUAGAGUAAAAUGUUUAAACUGCAAAGCAGUCUCUGACACGUUUGACCCUUAUUUGGACGUUGCUUUGGAAAUAAAGACUGCUCCCAGUAUCACCAAGGCUCUGGAGCAGUUUGUUAAGCCUGAGCAGCUAGAUGGCGAGAACGCCUACAGAUGCGCUAAGUGUAAGAAGAUGGUUCCAGCCUCUAAGAGAUUCACCAUCCACCGCAGCGCCAACGUGCUCACCAUCUCACUGAAGCGCUUCGCCAACUACAAUGGGGGCAAGAUCGCUAAGGACGUGAGGUAUUCUGAGUGCCUGGACCUGCGUCCCUUCAUGUCCCAGUCCCACGGGGAGCCCCAGGUCUACGUGCUCUACGCUGUCCUGGUGCACUCUGGCUUCAGCUGCCACGCUGGACACUACUACUGCUAUGUCAAGGCUAGCAACGGCCAGUGGUACCAGUUGAAUGACUCCUCUGUGUCAGUCAGUGACAUCAGGUCAGUCCUCAACCAGCAGGCUUACGUCCUCUUCUACAUCAGGUCACCUGAUCUGAAGAACGGAGGGGACUACAACUACACGAGUCGGACCCCGGGGUCCCCCAGCCAGUCGUCCCCCCACCCCAUCCUCACACCCCGGGUCAACAUUGGGCCACGACACACCAACACCGGCUUCAUAGGGCCACAGCUGCCCCCACACAUGGCCAAGAACACUUUUCACAUCAAUGGGAACGGCUCCCUAAGGGACUACCCCUCUGGCUGGAAGCCCAGCACCAGCAGUGACAGCAGCAUGGGCAAGACUAGCUACAGCCAGCUUGCCUCCUCCUCCCAUCCUCUCAGCCGUCCCACAGGCAUCCUUGACCCCGCCAAGCGCCAGAAGCUCUCCUUCUUCAUCGGUCAGGGCAAACAGAUCCACCCCUCUUCUUCGUCACAGUCUACCUCAGACAUGUCCGCGCCCCGGGCUCCUCGCGUUAACGGCACUUCCUCCGGUAACAGAAAUGGUCACGGGGCAUCGUUCCUGGUGCCGUACGGCCAGGAGUCGUCUGAGGAGUCGGACCAGGAGGGAGGCAGUGGUCUGGGAAACGGCACGGCCAAGCCUCACGUUAACAGGAGAAAGGGAGAGACCGUCUACGGCCCCGUUCCCAGAGUGCUGGCCCUCAAGACCAACGACAUCGGUAACGGCCAGGCUACCAUGCACCAUAACGGUACCAACAGCUUCUCCAAACUCAGCCAGAACGGACAUCAGAAUGGACACCACAACGUCAAUGGCAUCAAACACCCUGAGAAGAUCAACAGUAACGGUCAUGUGAUGUCGCCCGGUUUGGGUUGCAGUAUGUCUAAUGGGGCGGAGUCUCACCACAGUGGCCCAAGCAAAGAGGUGUAUAGCGUCACCUCCAGACAGGUCAGCACCUCUCAGGGCCUGCACAGUGCUGACAGCGACAGCCGCCUCUCCCUCACCCCAGAGAAAUGGGCUAAAACUCACUCUGACCCCCUCCCUCACCACGCACCAUCAACCGCUGCUAAACCUCCAUCCUCAUUGGCCGAUGUUGAAGCUAAGCCACUUACCGACGCCUUGAGGGAAUCCAGCUCCAACCCUGGGGCCUUAACCCUCCAGCCCACCCCCCGCUCCCUCAGUACCCCAGUCUCCCCAGCCAUCUCCAAGCCCCUCUCUGGACCAGGCCUGGGGGCCACGAAAGGCCUCGGAGCCCCACACAGGGGAUCUGGGGAGGACGUCAGGGAGACCCAGAACAGCCCAGCCGCAGGGCUGGAUGGACGGCUGGACGGCAAGCCCAGCUCCAGAGAGGGAAGAGACCAGAUGUACUCUUCUGAUCGUGAUGAGGAGAAAGACAGGUUGAACUCUUCUGAUCGUGAUGAGGAGAAAGACAGGUUGAACUCUUCUGAUCGUGAUGAGGAGAAAGACAGGUUGAACUCUUCUAAUCGUGAUGAGGAGGAAGACAGGUUGAACUCUUCUGAUCGUGAUAAGGAGAAAGACAGGUUGAACUCUUCUGAUCGUGAUAAGGAGAAAGACAGGUUGAACUCUUCUGAUCGUGAUGAGGAGAAAGACAGGUUGAACUCUUCUGAUCGUGAUAAGGAGAAAGACAGGUUGAACUCUUCUGAUCGUGAUGAGGAGAAAGACAGGUUGAACUCUUCUGAUCGUGAUAAGGAGAAAGACAGGUUGAACUCUUCUGAUCGUGAUAAGGAGCAAGACAGGUUGAACUCUUCUGAUCAGGAUAAGGAGAAAAACAGGUUGAACUCUUCUGAUCAGGAUAAGGAGAAAGACCGACUACAUUCUUCGGACUGCGAUAGGGAUCGAGACCGGCUAUACUCUUCUAACCGGGAUAAAGACUGUGAAGGGGAUAGGUACCACCGGGACAUGAGUCGUGAGCGCGACCGUGACUCAGACCACUACAGACACCGGCGGGACCACAGAGACAGAGACCACCACCGGUCGUACCGGGACCGCUCGGCCAGCCGGAACAGACACCGGGACUGGGAGUCUGAGCGUCGCUGGGAGAGGAACACCUACCACCCCAGAGACAGGGACAGGGACCGCUGUCACCACCAUUACCACCACAGACCCAGAGAGAACAGGAAUAGGGCCAGGAGGGAGCACAGCCUCCCCCACAGAGAGGAGCAUCAUGGACGUUCAAGGUGGAGGGAGGAGAGGGGUUACUACCCUUCACAGGAGACCCCCCUGCCCACCCCACUGAGCCCCAGCACCAAGCCCAGUCAGUCUCUCCCUCGCCCAGCCCUCUCCCCAGCCAGACCAGCCCUGGAGAAACGCCCAGAGCCUCUGAGAGAGGAGAGAGACAGCUCUGAGGAGCAUCGGGCCAAGAAGAGCAAGAAGAAGUCCAAGGACAGAGAGAGGCACAGAGAGAAUGGGACCUCUGACGUGGAUUCCUCUGACAGGGCGGCGGACGGCAGCAGGUCCUCCAAACACAAGAAGAAGAAGAAGAGGAGGAGGAAAAGGUACGACACUAACACGGAGGACGAGAAGUCGGGGGGUGAGACCCGCUCUACCCAGAGUUCCGAGGGGCACCGUGACACCAAUGCCCCCCGGGAGGUUCGCAGAGCGAGCAGCAGCGACGAUGAGAGGGCGAGCAAGAAGCGACGUUACCAGGACGAUGAUGGCUAUGACAACAGCUACCCCAAGAAACGCCAUCGCUUCAAAGAUGACGACAAAGACUGCUCCUUCUCCUCUCGUAAUGGAUCCCCUCACAACGCAUCGCACCGCCACUUCAACCAACACACUGGUAUUGGCUUCAGUCGACCCAAUGGAAACUCCCACGGAUGUUCUACUAAUGGACUGUACAAUGACCUUAGACAGUAGAUUUUCUCUGUUCGACCAGACAAACAGAACAAUACUUGAAAUACUUUUAAAAAAAAUCAACGGCAACAGGAAAGUCAUCCUGAAUAGUUGAACAUGGUGCGGAAUUAUUGGGAAUAUACUGUAUUUUUACCAUGUGAGAAAUGUUUUAAAGAUUCUACUAGAUUGUCUUUUUUUAAAACAGAUUUAUUUUCUAAUUCACUCCUCAGCGGUGAACACUUGUCACUCAAAUGUACAUUAUAAUUAAUAUAUAAUUGUGUAAACAAAAGAAGAAGCCUGGAGCUUAACCAUCAACUGCUGCUCAGUGGAAGACUCAGGACUUAUUCCUCCUCUGAGAAAUGAUCAAUUUGGUUAAAUAAUCCAAGAAGAAGAAGAAUAGUUUUGUUGCCUAGGAGAUGACCUGUUUGAUAUGACAUCAGUUGGCUGAUAUGACAUCAGUUGUCACCAUUAUCCACAUAUCUGUAUAGCUGGAGGUAUAAAACAGUUUUCUCUCUGAGGGAAACGUAAUGGUGGAAUGAGUACUGUCUGGAAGAGAAGGAGCUGGCCUGGGCCUCAUGCGGCUGAGCUGUUGUGACUAUGUGCGCACUUAACACAACUCCACCUACCUUGGACAGACUUCAGGACAGCUCUGUUACUUUCUAUGACUGUUUCUUUCUAAAGCCUAAGAUUCCCUCCCUCUCACUGAGAUAUCCAUUAUUUUUAACUCGUUAUUCAAGCAUUAAAAAAAGCUUAAUAAUAAUCAUGUUAUCACUUACGGCUGUGGACCUGUUUCUCAUCUUUUUUUUUUUAUUCUGUUUUUUUUCCUAGCGUCCAUAAGAAAUACUGUGAAUUUAAUUUUGAACUGUACUAUCAAUUAUUUUGUAUACAUAACAACAGUCCUGUAUCAGGAAUAUAAAUAGAGAAUAGCUUUUGUUUUGUUUUAGAGAAUUCCCACGACGUCAUUUAGACCUUGUUCUAUGGACACAAGUCAGCGAAAUGGGUAUGAAGGUCUGCUUGGAUGGCUUGUUUUUUUUUCUACCUAAAAAGACCAAAAAAUGUUAAUACGUUUUUAGUUCUACAAUAGCAUGUCAAAUUUACACAUUGUACAAGGUAUAUAAAAAGCCUUAAAUACAUUUGCUAAUGUCAAAAUAACUUAUCUUACUUUGUUUACGCACGUUGUUUGUUUGUUGGAGUGAAAGCUGUUGAUUGAUUGGGCAUGUACACACAGAUGGGAAAAGUGUCUGCCUUUUGUAUUGGAUGGAUGGAGUCCUUUUUCCCUGAAUUUUGGUAAAAGAUUUUGCAUAUGA
This is a messenger RNA of Coregonus clupeaformis (lake whitefish), 5449 nucleotides long. RefSeq names its product ubiquitin carboxyl-terminal hydrolase 42-like. The transcript is spliced from 18 exons. Gene Ontology annotation, biological process: protein deubiquitination; regulation of apoptotic process. NCBI's taxonomy places the organism in Eukaryota, Metazoa, Chordata, Actinopteri, Salmoniformes, Salmonidae. Gene Ontology annotation, molecular function: cysteine-type deubiquitinase activity; cysteine-type endopeptidase activity. The record is from RefSeq and is a predicted model, not a curated record. Bases 132 to 4166 code for a protein of 1344 amino acids. Gene Ontology annotation, cellular component: cytosol; nucleus.